AAUUUUAUAAUACUGUUUAAUAAAUUCAACUAUAAUUUGUGGUUUUUUGUAUAAACCCGCACAAACCAAACACUGUCAGUAUAUAAACUGAAACAAAUCAAAUUAAAUAUGGAAUCUACUUUUUAUAAAUCCGGAUCAAACAGCUCUAGAAAUGAGUUAAUUUCGUAAUUUCAUUCAAUAUCCCGACAGGGAUAUCGUUGACUUGUCUAUUAUAAAAGUUGGUCGGUAGCUAAUGUGUUUAAUUAUGUCAGAUUGUCCAAAUUUUGUUAUUUAAUUAACCGGUAAUCUGGAAAACUGGUUAUGUGGUAGGAUUGAUUAGUCAAUGGGACGUCUAAUUAAAUCCAUUUGACGUUUGAUUCUAUAUAUCAAUUAUUCUUUUGAAAUUGGGGGUUAAGAGGGGGUCAGACGGGCCUCUCUCAGUUAACUCUUGGCAUCUCUGUAACAUUAGUAUUUAUCAUAUUUACAUAUAUGAAAGAUUAGUAUGUAUGAUAUUAACUGCCAUGAUAUGUAUAUUCCCAUUAGAAAAAUUCAAACAUACACCACAUACAUAUCCAAUGUAUUAUUCAGUGUAUGAAUACCUGACUACCUGUACAGAAUGUGAAACCCUGUUUUAAAUAAGAAGACACGUUCCAAGGGAAUAUGAUUGAAAAACCUUAAUUUAUCGAUGGUCAACACACUAAAAAUAUAUAAACCACCAAACGAUAGAUCAAGAAUGAAUAUCAAGAAUCACCGGAGCAAGAAUGGCAGGAGGAGGAACGUCCUUAGAGUACACACCAACAUGGGUGGUCGCUCUCGUCUGCUCCGUGAUUGUCUCCAUCUCUUUCGCCGUCGAGCGUGGCCUCCACCGUGCCGGAAAGCACUUUGAUAAGAAUAAUCAGAAGCAGCUUUCCGGGGCCUUACAGAAAGUCAAAGAAGAACUUAUGCUGCUAGGGUUCAUAUCGUUACUGCUAUCAGUAAGCCAGUCUAGAAUAGCAAAGAUUUGCAUAUCAAAGGAGUUAAGUGAAAAGCUUCUCCCUUGUAAGAAACCAAAAGAAGACAAGUCCCUCAAUGACAACUCUCAUUUCCAGCUCAGCUUCACCGGCCGUCAUCUCCUUGCCGGGGACUCCGGCGCAGGCGACUACUGCUCCCAAAAGGGAAAGGCUCCAUUAAUGUCAAUAUCAGCUCUCCACGAGCUUCACAUAUUCAUCUUCGUGUUAGCUAUUGCUCACAUUAUUUUCUGCCUCUUGACCAUUCUUUUUGGUACCAUGAAGAUAAUGCAAUGGCGAAAAUGGGAGGAUAAAGUUUUAGAAAAAGACUACAACGCAGACGAAGUGAUCCAGAAGAAAUAUACAGCGGUUCGAGAACACGACUUCAUCAGGGGACGGUUUCUCGGAGUUGGAAAAGCUGAUGCUUGCUUUGGAUGGGUGCAUUCCUUUAUGAAGCAGUUUCUUGCAUCAGUCAAUGAAUCAGAUUACAUCACAAUGAGGCUAGGGUUCGUCACGACUCAUUGCAAGACCAAUCCAAAGUUCAAUUUCCACAAGUAUCUCAUACGUGCCCUAAAUUCAGAUUUCAAGAAAGUUGUUGGUAUCAGUUGGUACCUUUGGGUGUUUGUGGUUCUCUUCUUGCUUCUAAACAUUGCUGCAUGGCAUGUUUACUUCUGGCUAGCUUUUCUUCCUUUGAUUCUUUUGCUUGCUGUGGGGAUGAAGCUGGAGCAUAUCAUCACAGAUUUGGCUCAUGAAGUUGCAGAGAAACAUAUUGCUGUAGAGGGAGACUUGGUUGUGAGACCAUCAGAUGAUUUAUUCUGGUUUAAAAGUCCCCGGCUAGUUCUCUUCUUGAUCCAUUUCAUUCUCUUCCAAAACUCAUUCGAGUUAGCAUUCAUCUUCUUUAUCUUUGCUCAGUAUGGUUUUGAUUCUUGCAUCAUGGGACAAGUCAAGUUCAUAAUUCCAAGACUGGUCAUUGGGGUAUUGGUUCAGCUUCUCUGUAGUUACAGUACCUUACCACUCUAUGCCCUAGUUGCUCAGAUGGGAAGUUCGUUCAAAGGCGCAAUAUUCACUGAUCAGGCGCAGCAACAGAUUGCUGGAUGGGCAAAGUCAGCAAAGAUGGCUAAAAAGAAAGGCUCGACUCACGCAGGUUCCAGUCAUGGUGGCAGUCCAAACCCUAUAGCCACUCCUUCACCGAAGUCUAUACAGUUGCAGUCGCUUCUAGUAAAAGGCUCCUCUCAACAAAGUCACCUCUCUGAGAAGAAACCUGAGAUUGUUGAGGAAAAAUAACUCUUUACACAGUUAUACAUCCUAAACAAAAGAGCUUUUCCAUUAGAUUCUGUUUUCAGACCAAAAAAAAAACACUUCAUUGGCUUUGUGUAAUAUACAAAACUGAUUUUAACGUUGUUGUAAGAAUAUUACUUUUAAGUCUUUGCCUGUUUGAUUGAAUACAAAGAUUUUCUUUUGUCAAGAAGAUCACACUGCAGCUGGAGAAAGAAGUGGUGGUUCCUUCAACGGAGUAGAGUUUCUCCUCAAAUCAGAUUUUCUUGAGGAUCCCUUAGCUACUUACUCAGCUGCGGACACCAUUGCAAACUCAGAAGACGAGUCUGUUCCUUUAGAAUUGAAAACGUUUCUCCAAGAACAUUGGUCAGAGGCAGCAUUCAAGCAAGGAGUGAAGGAGAGCAGAGAUAACUUCUUGAACUUCAUGAGGGUGUUGAAGAUUGGAGAGUCUGGUAUACGUUUAAAGGAUCUCCCAGCUCCUUUGAGGGUUGCUGUUGCUUACAUGCCGCUGUACAGAGAGUGUGUGAAGGCAGGUGGGAGGUUGCUUUCGCAGAAGCUAAGGGGACAGCUCGUGGAAGCAGUGAAGCAGCUUCAAGGGUUUGAUGUGGAGACAGAAGAAGUAUACAAAAGCCAUCAUCAGCUCAUGGCAGUGUUGGAGCAUCACCUUCCUAUUUUUUUGGUCAAAGGUUCUUCACACUGAGCAACAAUGGGAUCCAGCAUCCUAGUUAUUGGGGUUAAAUUUAACCUUAGGAUAGUUGAAAAGAAUAAGAUCUGAUCACUACAAUUUUGGAUCCGGAUUCAGGUCUAUGAGAAUGUCUCUUUCUCUAUCUCCUAAGUCCUAACCCAUGGGAGAUGAUAACUUUAUAUUAAAAUUUCAACUACAAGAUAUAGUCUUACUUCUGCCUCUGACUUUAGUUGCACAUUUAUCUAGAACCCAAUAGCCAAACCAAAAUUGUUGAAACAGAGUCAAAUUUCAAAAAUAACCACAUAGAUCCUUUAUGUCUGGAAUCUAAGUGAAAACCGAAUGGAUAUCCAAAAGUGUAAAAAUACAAAUUAUAUAUCAGUUUCUAAACAUACUAAACAUAAUAUUUAUAAACUGAAAUAUCCAAAAGUCCUAAUAUUUUUUUAUCUAAAAUAUUUAAAAUUAUCUGAAGAAUUACCCCGAAAACAAGAUUCGAAAAAAUUGGUUUUUCGUAUUGUUUUUAGAUAUUAGGCGGUUCCCAAUUUUACUACGCAAAACGAACCAAAAUUUGUAAAUUAGUUACAAAAAAACAAAAACCAAAAUGCCCGAAUUGAAAGCCCAUGUACAUAGAAGUGAAAUCUGAAACUCUUUCCCCUUGGAUUUUCAAAUGCUCCAAUCCCCAUAUUGAGACCAUUGUAGAUAAAGUCAUGAAAGUUUAUAGUACUACAAGUUUUACAAAUGAAAUAGUUAUACAAAAUCUCUUACCCUGAAACCUUUAUGUAAUAACAAAUUAACAAUAGAUAAAACAAAAAACUCAUUCUCCUUGUAUUACAUAUAAGUUCUUGUUACAUGUUUGGCAUUAGAAGAAGAAGAGGAAGAAGAAGGCAUUAAAGCAAGAACCAUAAGCAGAACCAUUAUCCCAAUAGGAAUCAGAAGCAGCAUGAAAGGAGGAGGAGGCAACGGUGGAAGAAUCAAGGGAAGGAUCAAGAGCGAUGCUGUGAGACCAACAAGGACAACCAUUGACUCCAAACUGAAGUAACUCGCUGAGAUUAGCCUCCUCGGACUGUUCUGAGACGACAAUGUCCGAAAAUAUUCUUGCUUACUCAUCAUAGGAGCUUGAGCUGGUCGGCGAAUAUCUCUUCUCAUGUCCAUGAUCUUGUUGUUGCUGCUUGAAGAGCGUUCUUGAAUGUUUACGAUGUCGUUUUGUAGACCAGAGAUUUCGCGAAUCAUCUAAAAAAGGUGUAGUUCUUUUCUUGAGGGUUGGUUCUGUGCAUAAACUACUUCAAGGAGAAGAAGAUACAACGUUAGAAAUGGAGAUCUUGGUUUGAGCUUUUCUUUCUUUGUAAGGAGAAUACAGAGGAAGAAAGAAAGUGGGUGUGGUUUUGGUAUAAAAAGGUAUGAGAUGAAGAAGACAAGUAGCAAAUAAAUAAAUUAAUCAUUUUUGGGAUUGGACUGUGGAAUCAGGAAAGAGAGGAAGGUUCAUUGAAUUUACAGAUCUUUUUUUUUUCAAAAACAUAACAAUAAUAUUUUAAAAAGGAUUUAAUUUUUGACUAUUUUGUUUUCUCUAUUGGGGGUGACAAGUUGCUGGUUCUGGAAGGCCUGCCUGCAAAUUGAGAAUACUUUUGCUUCUCUCUCUCUCUCUUCACAAUCACAGUUGGUUCUUCUCCCCUAGACACUUUAUCUCUCUUCCUUAGAGUUGAAGCUGACGUAGACUGGAAUAUUUGGGGUAAGUCUCUCUUUCGAGUGGAGGUUUUCUUUUGAGAAUAUUCAAUGGUGCUUUUAUGUAGUCAUGUUGUUUUUGUUUAUCCAAAAAAACAGUCGUAUUUUUUUCCUUUAUGAGUUUUUUUUUUUUGGUGUAAAUGUUAAAAUUUAUACCAUUUUCCUUUAUGAGUUGUAGGCUUUAUUAGUCUCCUAUUAUUUAAAAUAAAUCAAUUUAUCGUUGGUGAUAUGAAAACAAAUACAAAUAUUAAAAUUUAACUACUAGAUGUUUUUUUCUUUUAAAAAUAAGCUAGUUCCUUCUUUUGCUGCAGAAAUUUUGGAAUGCGAUUGCGUUAUGGCCAGAUUAUUGACAAUUUGACAACAAAAUUAGCCACUAAAAAUGCUAAAAACAAAUAAUUAAAGAAUGAUAUAACUCUUAUUUCUUCUAAAACUAAUCACUUAAUCUGUGUUCUAUAUAUUAUGCUUUUUCCAUUGUUUAUCACAAUGAUAUCAUUAUUAUUCAGGGUUGUAAUCUAUUGAAACUAUGUAUGGCACUAGAGAUGAAUUCAAGAGAUCAUAACAAUAAUGAUUACAAGAUUGAAAAUAGUAAAAUUAUCAAGUUAUUUUCCACAAAUACAUUCACAUAAAAAUUAUUAAAAAUCAUAGUUAUAUUUCCCACCUAAUAAUAAUGUUGUGUAUGUAUAUCGACCAAUUAGGACCCAUGAUAUUAUUCUUCUCUACGGCAUUUCAUGUGGUGGAUAUAUCAUAUUAUCUCAUGUUUCCUAGUGGGACAAUUGGUCCAAUAUUUAUUUUCUUUGGGUUUAAGUAAUUUUUGAUUAGUCGUUAAAAAUAUUAUCUUAUUGCAAAAAUAUUAAAUUCAAAUUUAAAGCAGUAAAAACUAAUACACAAACUUGAGUAGAACCAAUAAUUAGAUUUUGAGGAUUAUAGAUAAUUUUGAUAGAUAUUUUCAUAAAUAUAACUUUUAAAAUUGUAUGAAUUUAUGUUUAUUUAAAUUAUUUAUCAAAUUUGGGGGUGCAUGGUAAAUCAAUGUUUCACUUGCAUAUUAAACUGAUGAUGAGACUUAUGUAUUUGGUUGCGUGAUUAAUGAGGGUCAUGAUAUUUUAAGUAAGCAGCUCCUUGUUUGGCCUGUCUGGUAUUUAACCAAUUGACAGGUUACCUAUGCAUUACUAACUUCAAAUACAAUGAAUCACAUAUAUAACAUCAACUACGUCUUAGACAAAAAAAAAAACAUCAACUACGUCAAAUAUAUUAGAACAGAGAAAUGUUGUGUAUCAACCACUAACUAAAUGACAUCAUUAUUCUAAUUUAACUAUACAAAUUAUUACCACAAGACCUUAUCUCAAUUCAUUAAUAAAAGCAAAACUUAAUCAUUUUCUCAAAAGAAAAAAAAAAAUUAACCACGCUAAAAAGAUUAGCAUGCAGACAUAAAAUCUUAUGACAGAAAUGGCUGUUAGAGUUACACGUUAAUCGUGAUAUCUUUCCAACAAUUAAAGAUAUUCAUUUUGUCUUGCGGAUAUGAACUUGAUCCGAUCGUUAGGAUCAAUGUCACACAUUCCUAUAUAAAUAUGAAAAUGUGUACGUAGACGUUAGAGCAGCAUUAACCGGGUAUCUUAACCCCCGUUUUUAGUGUUUUUUGAUUUAAUUUAAAAAAAAAUUAUCUAAUUAAACAAGGGACGUCGCUUGUUUUAGGGAUAUAGCAUACGUAUUUUGUUGGACGCGUGUCAAAACCUCGCGUUUCUUUCUCUCUCGAGAGACAGUUUGUCUCUCUCUUCUCCCGUGACUCCUCGACGACUCCGUCUUCCAUCGAUGAUCUCUCGUCCACCAUGGCCUCUCCUCGACGAUUCGAUCGGUGAGAUCUCUUCGAGGCAAUCAUCCGGCGUCCGUGUCGGUUUUAUCGCCGUCGCUGUCUCUCUCCUCGACAUGCAAGAGUCUCUCUCUGUCUCUUCGACGACUCUGCGACUCCGCGAUUCCCUCGCUCUCCUCGAUGGCUCCGAGUCUCUCUCUGUCUCCUCGACGACUCCGCCUCUCUCUUAUUCUCCUCGGUGACUCCGCGACUCUGUGACUCUCUCGCUCUCCUCUCCGGCUAGCUCUCCUCGAGGAAAUCAAUUCUCACGGUAAAGCUUUAGGCCUUUUAGAUGAAUGUUUUAUGUGUCAUGUCUGAGAUGGAGCUUGAUGCCUUUUGAUAGUGAUCAGAUUAGUUCCGAUGAGGUGCUUAGUUGGGUGAUGUUAUCUCUGGUAUGUCCUCGGUAGAGUUUGGUUGUUUUGAUACUGAUCAGAUUAGUGUAGAUGUUGAGUUGAGUGAUGUUUUAUCUUUUUCAUCUGCGGUAAAGCUUGAUGCUUGUUCUCUGCGAAUGUCUACUGUAAACCUUAAUGCUUUUGAUGGUGAUCUGAUUAGAUUAGAGGGAAAUGCUUGAAUCUAUAGUGAUAAGCUUGAUGCUCUUGAUGUAUAGUUUUUGUUUAUGUCUAUGUUUAUUAAUCUUCCUUGCGUCUGAAUCUUUCUUCUGCUGAUGUUGUCUCUUGUAAUUUCUUGUGAGAUGAACGGAUCAAGAGAGAUGUGAAGGUCUCUUUAUAUGGACGGUUCAAGUCACAUGAAGCUUGUUCAAAUGAGAGCACUACAACUGCAAUACAGGUUCCAUUGUCACGGGAAGUGAAGGAGUGGAGUCACGGGAGUGAAGGAGUGGAGUCACGGGAGUGAAGUACUAGGGUCUGUCUUGUAGUAGUCACUGUCUUGUUGUAAGGAUUCUCUUGUACUAAGGUCUGUCUUGUAGUAGUCACGGGAGUGUGUUGUACUCACGUGAGUGUCUUGUAGUAGGGUUCUCUUGUUGUACGGUCUGUCUUGUAGUAGUCACGGGAGUGUAUAACGUUUGGUUCUUGUAUUGUAGUAGUCACAAGUCUGUUUGCAACUUAAUUUUAUAAGUCACCUUCUCUA
Brassica rapa (field mustard) is the source of this 7570-nucleotide messenger RNA. RefSeq names its product MLO-like protein 15. Gene Ontology annotation, biological process: defense response. Lineage: Eukaryota; Viridiplantae; Streptophyta; Magnoliopsida; Brassicales; Brassicaceae. Gene Ontology annotation, cellular component: membrane. The record is from RefSeq and is a predicted model, not a curated record.